Messenger RNA from Haliotis rufescens (red abalone), 2297 nucleotides. Its product is annotated as sialin-like. Bases 516 to 2090 code for a protein of 524 amino acids. Gene Ontology annotation, molecular function: transmembrane transporter activity. The transcript has 10 exons. Gene Ontology annotation, biological process: monoatomic anion transport; transmembrane transport. The record is from RefSeq and is a predicted model, not a curated record. Lineage: Eukaryota; Metazoa; Mollusca; Gastropoda; Lepetellida; Haliotidae.
UCAGUGUACUAUGUCGAAGUGUAAAAGGAAGAUUUUGACGAUUGCAUCAUCAAAUUGCCUUCGCUAGUUCAUAUUUCCUGACAGAGUGACGCUUGUUUGGUUGCGGUAUUCGAAAGAUCACACAUUUCGAGAACAGACAGCCAUUUUAAACUGGAUUUUGAUAACGAGAUCGAGGAAAAAACAUCGCGACCCAGAUUUGCUUGACACAAUAACAUUGAACACGUGGCCUUCCUGUGGAUAGCAGACAACAGUACGCGAGAAUUGCCUCCAUACGUGUUAUUGAAACUGAUCAUACUAUAUAGGAUAAGUGUGUGCUUAUUGUGGUCAUUCUCAGUAGCUACUGGAGACGAGCGCGGGAUCAGAGGGAUAUUUGCACAGUGAGCGAGACCGCCAGGCUUUGUGCGGACGAAAUAGCCGAUCGCGUUUCUCUUGCGACAAGCAAGUUCCGCUCCAAUACCAUAGUAACGGCGUAAAACGACUGUGGGUUAGUGUUACUCUGGCCACAACAGAUCGAUAUGGCUAAAGGAAACGUCGAAUUCACACCGGAAGGGGAUAUUGACAAAUCUAAAGUUCCGUUCCUCACGUCGUCGCGAGUCGGCCUAGCUGUACUGGGAUUCUUGGGCUUCAUCAACGUCUAUGCCCUCCGCGUCAACCUCAGUGUCGGCGUGGUCUGCAUGGUCAACCAAACUUGGGUGAAGGCCAGCAUAAAGAGCAACGACAGUGACAGCACGUUGGUGUCGGAGUGCGCGUCCUUCACAGCGGUAGACCCUAACGUCACGGAGUCGACGGCCCUGCGGGAUGGCAAGCUGUUAUGGGACAAGACCACCCAGGGGCUGGUGUUGGGAGCCUAUUUCUGGGGUUACCUCGUCUCCCAGGUUCCUGCAGGCUGGCUGGCCACAAAGUACGGGGGGAAGCGUGUGUAUGGCUGGUCAAUGCUUGUCUGCAGCCUUCUGACCUUUCUCACCCCCAUCGUGGCCACCACCAACUACAUAGCCGUCAUGGCGCUUAGGAUCAUCCUUGGUUUGGCCUCGGGCGCGGCGUUCCCUGCGAUGCACACGUUUUGGGGCAACUGGGCUCCUCCCCUCGAGAGAAGCAAGCUCACAGCAUUCACAUAUGCAGGUGCGCAAGUCGGCAACGUUGUAACAUUCCCACUCGCCGGAUUCCUGUGUAAAUAUGGCUUUGCUGGGGGAUGGCCUUCUAUAUUUUACGUUCUCGGUGCGAUGUCUUUGGUAUGGUUCUUUCUGUGGAUGUUCUUUGUGAGCGACACCCCCGCCCAGCAUAAGCGGAUAUCGGGGAACGAGAGGCGCUACAUUGAACAUACCCUCCGGGACAGCGUCAGGUCACACAAGAAGUUGAACGUCCCGUGGAAGAGCAUAGCGCUGUCACUACCAUCCUACGCCAUCAUCGUGAGCAACAUCACGUCGGACUGGGGAGCCUACACCCUCCUCACAAACAUCCCCACCUACAUGAACGAGGUCCUCAAGUUUGACAUUGCUGCAAACGGCCUGUACUCUGCCCUCCCGUAUAUUGUGUUCUGGGUAAUAAUUAACCUGGCCGGGUGGUUGGCGGACUUCGUGAGGAGACGGAGCAUCUUCACCACCACCAACACCAGGAAGAUCUUCGACUCUUUCGGCAAAGUGAUUCCGGCGGUGAUGUUGGUGGGCCUAGGGUAUGUGGACUGCUCUCAGCCGGCCUUGGCAAUCACCCUGCUGGUCCUGGGUGUGUCCCUCACCGGCUUCCAGUUCUCCGGCUUCAUCGUCAACCAUGUCGACAUCGCCCCCGCAUACGCCGGCAUCCUGUUCGGCAUCUCCAACUCUAUAGCUGCCGUCACAGGGUUCAUCUCACCCGUGGUAGUCGGAGUCAUUACAUCAGAGAGCCAGACUCGGGCGGAGUGGCAAGUUGUUUUCUACAUCGCAGCGGCUAUGUACGGAUUCGGCGCCAUCUUUUAUGUCAUCUUUGCAUCUGGGGAACUACAACCCUGGGCACGUGAGGAAAGUGAAGAGGAGGAGAAAAUGGCGGUUGAGAUGGAGACGAAGGGGGGUCACAGGGAUGGGGCCGCUGAUGGAAUGUUAGCCGACAUCAAAUAUUGAUAUUGGAAAAUUGUAUGUAACAUCAAUUGUUAUAUAAAUAGUAUACUACUCUGCUUUUGAUUGGGAUACGUGAGAUAUUUCGCUGUAUUCGCCUAUACAGGUUAUAGCAAUCAGACUGGUGUGUAUACUCUAGGAAUAUCCCUACAAAAGCUGAGUAGUAUAGACCCGCGUUAUAUCGAUAUAAGGGGGGCAUUGUCUCUGUUAUAC